Messenger RNA from Delphinapterus leucas (beluga whale), 6875 nucleotides. RefSeq names its product ribosomal RNA processing 12 homolog (gene RRP12). NCBI's taxonomy places the organism in Eukaryota, Metazoa, Chordata, Mammalia, Artiodactyla, Monodontidae. The record is from RefSeq and is a predicted model, not a curated record.
GUGGAGCGGGCUGGGAACCCACGUGGGUCCUGCGUGUGCUACUAGGCCCUUGGAACCCGGUCCUUUAAACUCACCCCCGGCUUAGUAGACAUGGGUCGUUCGGGGAAGUUGCCCUCCGGGGUCUCGGCCAAGUUGAAACGCUGGAAGAAAGGCCACAGCAGCGACAGCAACCCGGCCAUCUCCCGCCACCGCCAGGCCGCCCGCAGCCGCUUCUUCAGCCGGCCCUCAGGAAAGAGCGACUUGACAGUUGAUGCGGUAAAGUUGCAUAAUGAGCUGCAGUCAGGAUCCCUGCGUCUGGGUAAAAGCGAAGCCCCUGAGACUGCCAUGGAAGAGGAAGAGGUGGCGCCAGCUCUCACCGAGAAGUCUUCGGGCACCUUCCUGAGCGGCCUCUCCGACUGCACAAACGUCACCUUCAGCAAAGUGCAGCGCUUCUGGGAGUCCAGCUCGGCUGCCCACAAAGAGAUCUGUGCUGUCUUGGCUGCUGUCACCGAGGUGAUACGCUCCCAGGGUGGGAAGGAGACAGAGACUGAGUACUUUGCUGCCCUGAUGACAACAAUGGAAGCGGUGGAGUCCACGGAGUCUCUGGCCGCUGUUGCUUACCUGCUGAACCUCGUCCUGAAGCGCGUGCCCAGCCCUGUGCUCAUUAAGAAGUUCUCUGAUACCUCCAAAGCCUUCAUGGAUAUCAUGUCAGCCCAGGCCAGCAGUGGCUCCACCUCUGCCCUCCGAUGGGUCCUCUCCUGCCUGGCCACCCUUCUGCGGAAGCAGGACCUGGAGGCCUGGAGCUACCCUGUGACCCUGCAGGUGUACCAUGGGCUGCUGAGCUUCACUGUGCACCCCAAGCCCAAGAUCCGGAAGGCUGCCCAGCAUGGAGUGUGCUCCGUCCUCAAGGGCAGUGAAUUCAUGUUUGGUGAAAAGGCCCCUGCCCAUCACCCUGCUGCCAUGUCCACUGCCAAGUUCUGCAUCCAGGAGAUCGAGAAGUCUGGAGGCUCCAAGGAGGCCACCACCACGCUGCACAUGCUGACCCUGCUGAGGGACCUGCUGCCCUGCUUCCCGGACGGCCUGGUGAAGAGCUGCAGUGAGACUCUCCUCCGGGUCAUGACUUUGAGCCACGUGCUGGUGACAGCCUGUGCCAUGCAGGCCUUUCACAGCCUCUUCCAUGCCAAGCCAAGCCCGGGUACCCUGCCAGCAGAGCUCAACGCCCAGAUCAUCACGGCCUUGUACGACUACGUCCCCAGCGAGAAUGACUUACAACCCCUGCUGGCCUGGCUGAAGGUCAUGGAGAAAGCCCACAUCAACCUGGUUAGGCUGCAUCGGGACCUGGGACUGGGCCACCUCCCUCGCUUGUUUGGAACUGCGACAACCUGCCUCCUCUCCCCCCACUCGCAGGUGGUGACAGCUGCCACCCAGUGCCUUCAGGAGAUCCUGAAGGAGUGUGUCGCUCCCCACAUGGCUGACAUCGGCUCCGUGACCUCCUCGGCCUCAGGCCCUGCCCAGUAUGUCGCCAAGAUGUUCAGGGCAGUGGAGGAGGGCCUGACAUACAGAUUCCACGCAUCAUGGAGCUCCGUGCUACAGCUGCUGUGUGUCUUCUUUGAGGCGUGUGGGAGACAGGCCCAUCCCGUGAUGAGGAAGUGCCUCCAGUCCCUGUGUGACCUGCGCCUCUCCCCCUACUCCCCCCACAUGGCAGCUCUGGACCGCGCAGUGGGCGCUGCCGUGGCCAGCAUGGGCCCCGAGGUGGUUUUAGAGGCUGUGCCUUUGGAAAUUGAUGGCUCUGAAGAGACUCUGGAUUUCCCUCGGAGCUGGCUGCUGCCUGUCAUCCGAGACCAUGUCCGGGAAACUCGACUUGGUUUCUUUACCGCUUACUUCCUGCCUCUGGCUACCACCCUGAAGAGGAAAGCAAUGGACCUGGCCCAGGCAGGCAGCACAGUGGAGUCCAAGAUCUACGACACGCUCCAGUGGCAGAUCUGGACCCUCCUGCCUGGGUUCUGCACGAGGCCCACGGAUGUGGCCACCGCCUUCAAAGGGCUGGCGCGGACGCUGGGCACGGCCAUCAGCGAGCGCCCAGACCUGAGGGUCACUGUGUGCCAGGCCCUGCGCACCCUCAUCACCAAGGGCUGUGAGGCGGAGGCCGACCGUGCUGAAGUGAGCCGCUUUGCGAAGAACUUCCUGCCGAUCCUGUUCAACUUGUACGGGCAGCCCGUUGCAGCUGGAGACACCCCAGCCCCUCGCCGGGCCGUGCUGGAAACCAUCAAAACUUACCUCACCAUUACUGAGCCUCAGUUGGUGAAUGGUUUCCUGGAAAAAGCCAGUGAGAAGGUGCUGGACCCUGCUAGCUCUGACUUCACCAGAUUGUCCGUCCUGGACCUGGUCGUGGCCUUGGCUCCCCGCGCUGAUGAAGCCGCCAUCAGCAAGCUGUACUCCACCAUCCGGCCCUACCUAGAGAGCAAGUCCCAUGGGGUACAGAAGAAGGCCUACCGCGUGCUGGAGGAGGUGUGCGCCAGCCCCCAGGGCCCUGGCGCCCGCUUCGUGCAGAGCCACCUGGACGACCUGAAGAAGACCCUUCUGGACUCGCUACGGAGCACCUCCUCGCCCGCCAAGAGGCCCCGUUUGAAGUGCCUCAUACAUAUCGUGAGGAAGCUCUCCGCCGAGCACGAGGAGUUCAUCAGUGCCCUCGUCCCGGAGGUGAUCCUCUGCACCAAGGAGGUGUCGGUGGGAGCUCGGAAGAAUGCUUUUGCGCUGCUGGUGGAGAUGGGCCACGCCUUCCUUCGGUUUGGCCCAGACCCGGCAGAGGCCCUGCAGCGCUACCUCGUCCUGAUCUACCCCGGUCUCGUGGGCGCUGUGACCAUGGUCAGCUGCAGUAUCCUGGCCCUGACCCACCUCCUUUUCGAGUUUAAAGGUUUGAUGGGGGCCAGCACGAUGGAGCAGCUGCUGGAGAAUGUGUGCCUGCUCCUGGCCUCCCGCACCCGCGACGUGGUCAGAUCAGCACUGGGCUUCAUCAAGGUGUCAAUGGUCGUCAUGGACAUGGCACACCUGGCCAAGCACGUGCAACUGGUGAUGGGAGCCAUCGGGAAGCUCUCGGACGACAUGCGGCGGCACUUCCGCAUGAAGCUUCGGAACCUGUUCACCAAGUUCAUCCGCAAGUUCGGGUUCGAGCUGGUGAGGAAGCUCCUGCCAGAGGAGUACCAGAAAGUCCUGGUGAACAUCCGGAAAGCAGAGGCCCGGGCCAGGAAACAGCGGGCCCUGAGCCAGGCCGCAGCGGAAGAGGAGGUGGAGGAGGAGGAGCCCUUCCGGGGCAAAGGCGACAGCAUCGAGGAGAUUUUGGCUGACUCGGAGGACGAGGAGGACGAGGAGGAGGAGAGGAGUCGGGGCAAGGAGCAGCAGAGGCUGGCCCGCCAGAGGGGCCGCGCGUGGCUGAAGGAGGGUGGCGGGGACGAGCCCCUCAACUUCUUGGACCCCAAGGUGGCCCAGCGAGUCCUGGCCACCCAGCCUGGGCCAGGUCGGGGCAAGAAGAAGGACCACGGCUUCAAGGUGAGCGCCGACGGCCGGCUGAUCAUCCGUGAGGAGGAGGAUGGCGACGCCAAGAUGGAGGAAGAGGAAGGCGCUAAAGGGGAGGAUGAAGAGAUGGCUGACCUGAUGGAAGACGUGGGCGUCAGGAGUAAAAAGCACCAGAAGCUCAAGCAGAAAGAGGCUGACAGUGAGGAGCUGGAGAUGCCCCCUCAGUACCAAGCGGGAGGCUCUGGCAUCCAUCGCCCUGUGGCCAAGAAGGCUACCCCCGGGGCCGAAUACAAGGCCAAGAAAGCAAAGGGUGACAUGAAGAAGAAAGGUCGGCUCGAUCCCUACGCCUACAUCCCCCUCAGUAAAACCAAGCUCAACCGCAGGAAGAAGGUGAAGCUGCAGGGACAGUUCAAAGGCCUGGUGAGAGCUGCCCAGCGGGGCUCCCAGUGCCAGAAUCUGAGACUUCAGGCUUGCUUUUCUGGGGUCCGUCCUCAGAAAUGGAAGACAAAGCAUACCCGCCCUGGCUGCACCAAAACAGCAACCCUUGUGCUGGCCGAGGAUUUGGCAUCAUGCUGGGGAUUUGCAAAGGCAAUCUGCUCGUGUCCCCCAUCAUCAUGACACUUCUGGACACAGAUUCAGGAUCUGAGGCACAGAAGGAUGACAUGGCUGGAUGCAGGUGGAGUUCCAAGCCUAGAGUCUAUCUCUUCAUCCCCGCUGGUGUGUCUGAGUACAGGUUACUGAAAACAAAGUCCAGGUGGAAAGCAAACUCCUUGCGAAGAAUUUCAAUGAAGUCCAAACAAAUUCAGAAAAUCCUUGAAUUCUGUGUCCUUCCACGGGUGAUGCUGAAUACCCUCCAUGUCUCUUUCCAGGCAGGUGCCCAGCGUGCCAGGCACAUAGCCCUCAUCGCUUCCCUUUCUGAUACCCUCUCAUUAGUUUUAAUUGCAUCUGAGCCUCUCUAGCAUCUUGUAUUUUGAUUCCUAAUUCAGGGCAUUUCUCUGCCUCCCACUGGUCCAGCACAGCACUUUCCUCUCAGAGCUCUCCAGAGAAGUACCCCCAGAAAAUGGAACUGGUCUUUUGUAAUGAAUUCAUCUUUAUAAUGAAUAGUAUAAUAUCCAAGUCCCGGCAUAUUUACAUAGCAAUCUCCACACAAAAGCAACAUUACAAAGGGAAGAUUUUUAAAAGAAUGCCAUCUCAGCUCCAUUUCCUUUAGUACUAAGAACACUAUGGGAAUUACCCUGACAAGAAAAGAAAAACGACUUCCAGGGAUGCUGGGUUAGAGACAAUAGCUACACCAGCUCCAUUAAUGUUUAAAGUCAAUGGAGCAUAAAACUGCUUUUCUCUGCUUACGGGCAGGCAUCAUCUUACAGAGAGGAGAAAAAAAAAUUCCCAUUUAUUUAACUCUGCUGAAAUCCAUAAGCCCUCCCCUAAUUUUCAUUCCCCUUGAAAUUCUCCAGUAAGUACCAUCAGAAUGAAAAUGAAAAUCACUCUCUCUGGGGGAAAUGGCUUUCAGUCCUCAUCAGUAAAGCGUGUGAAGAGCCCUCCACAGAGAUGCAGGAGGAAGGCUGCUUGUUGGGAAAGGAUCUGUCAGCAAAACCUGCAGAACUAGUUGUAGGGGGUCACACCUUGGGAUUUGGGAGCCUUUGGGCUGACUUCAAGAAGGCCUUAAUCAAUCCCAGGUCAGGGUGGUCCCGGGGCAGAAUUCAGGGACAAGGCAGGUUCAAGGAAGUAAUGCCUUGGGGGUACGUUUUACUUAGUGGGCUGUAAGGGGGAAACUUUAUCAUGAAUAUAUUAGCUGAUUCCCUCAGGGAAUCGCUGGAAUUAAGCCAGGCCUCUGUGAGUAAACCAUUGGACCUAAUCCCACGUUACAUUUGUGUAAUGCCUGACAAAGCCUGCUCCCAUUAUCUUAUUUGAUCCUGAAAGCAAUCCUCAGAGGGAGGCAGGGCUGGGAUUAUUUUUUCCAUUUUACAUGUGUUUUCGCUUGUAAACUGAUUUGCCAGGAGUCACACACCCAGACGCGGCAGGAAUGAGACGUGAAUCUCUUUAGGUCUUGGUACAACCUGUUCAAGGUUUUUCUCGACUUCCGCACACAGACUGAUCAUAAUAUUCCCAGCCCCACCCAGUCCUUACAACCUUCGGCUUAACCAGCAGCUGGGAGCUGCUCAGGGCAGAGCUUGUGUUUACAGUGCCCAAACACCUCUGUCCUGAAGAACUACAGCCCUGCGUGACAAGCUCUGUGGUGGGAAAAAAAUCGUAUCAUCUCCCUGCACCAGUGACCAAAAUGAAUCCAGAUGGAUUUGAAAAAAAUCAAGGUACUAGAAAAAUCUCAGGAAAAUAGAACGUAAUAUUUAAUAACUUUCUGGAGGCAAGAAGACUAAAUUUAGCAUUGUGUUAGAAGUUUCAAAGGAAGGUACUUUAUGUAGAUUUGACUAUAUUAAAUUUUAAGUUUUAGUGAAAAAAAACAACACAGGGCCAACAAAAACCGAAGAAAUAUUCACAGCAAAAUAUGAAAGAAAAGAGUGAACUGGCAUGUAGAGGAGUCAUGCAAAUACAAAAGAAAAAAAUCAAUAGGAAAAACUUAUUAGAGAACUAUUCACAAAAAAAGGAAGUACAGUUGGUUAACAAACAUUUAGAAAACUACUCUACCUAACUAAAGGCAAAGAAAUAAAUACUGAAAUGAGAUCCAUUUCACCUACAAAAUCAGAAAAAUAACUAUAAUACUCAAGUAUUAAUACCAGUGAAGGCGCAACGAAUAAUGUAUGCUUACACAUGAAUGAUGAGAGAGUAAAUUUACCCAACUGUUGGAAAGCAAUUUGGUACAUUUAUCAGAAACUUUAAAAUAUCCAUAUCCUUUGACCUGAAUUCCCAUUCCUGGGAAUAUGUUCUUAGGAAAGAAUCAACACGGAAGAAGUUUUACACACAAAAAUGUUAGUCACGCACUUAUUUACAACGGUGAAAUGAGGUAAACCGCAAACGUUAAAGGAAUUAUUUAGUAAGUUAUGGUACAGCCACUUAAUGGAAACUUGCGUAAUCAUUACAUGUUCUCAAGGCGCAUGCAAUAACACGAACACCGUUUACGGGAUAAUGCUAGUGGAAAAGUGUAUAACGUUGUAUACGAGUGGCUGUUUGUAUAACACUUUUAUAGAAAAAGGCUGGAAAAGAAAAACUUUUAAUAUGUGAAGCAUGUUUGAAUCCUAUGAUUAGAGAGGUUUUUUUCAUCGCCCUAUAUUUCUAUUUAAAUCUUUUUUUACUGGCCGCGCGGCUUUUUUUUUUUUUUUUUAAUGAACAAAGUCAGCUCUUCUUUAGCCAGGCGGUGGCGCGUCUUUCUCUCGCGCUGGGUCGUAGCGCUUGACGACUAGGCGGAGGGAGCAGGCACCGAGACUCCA